GCGCCGGCGCGCCUUAUGUACCGGCCCGCGCUGGCGGCCUGUCACUCGUCGCCGGGUCGUGGAGUGUGCAUCAGUCCGCCUCAGUCAGCCUCAGUCAGCCGCAGCUCGACACCGAACAUGGACGCCUUCCUCAACAAGAAGUACAAGCUGUCGUCCUCCGACAACUUCGACGAGUACAUGAAGGCUCUCAACGUGGGUCUGGUCACCCGCAAGAUGGGCAACACAGUCAGUCCCACGAUCGAGCUGAAGAAGGCGGGCGACGAGUACUCCUUGCAGACCACCUCCACUCUGAAGAGCACCACGAUAACCUUCAAGCUCGGCCAGGAGUUCGACGAGGAGACUGCUGACGGCCGCAAGGUCAAGUCCACGGUCACGUUCGACGGCAACAAGAUGGUCCACAACCAGAAGGGAGAGAAGGACACAGUGAUCAUCAGGGAGUUCUCGGCGGACGAGGUUAAGGCGGUAGGUCUACUGUGUUCGUGCCUUACCUGCAGGUUUUAUUUAAAUAACAGCACAGCAGUUUUAAGAUGUUUGAAGAAACUACCUUAUGUAAAUUCAGUUUUUAUUUCUAUAAUUAAAAUAGUAGUACACAUUUUUUAAUAAUAUUUACAUUGUUUAGAAAUUCACAAAAUUUAGCCUUUAAUAAUAUAAUAGUGAAUGGUUGAUUAUUGAAAGAUGUGACGUACAAAUUAUCUUAGUUUUAUGAAAAAAAUUAUAUAAGCUAAAAGUACUUAUUUUUAAUCUUAAAAAAGUAAGCAAGUAUGACAAAUAAGGGCAAGUUGUCAGUAAGGGUUUUGUUGAAGUUCCAACACCCAAAACAAAAGUAUGUUGGUCUUUAAGACCAUUAAGCUGCAUUAGUGUAGCUUUCAUAACAUUUUCUUGUAUUUAGAAUAAUUUGUUCUACCAUGUGGAGCAAGUAUAGUGCAAUGGAAUCUGCUAUUGGGUUUUAUUGCAUCGCCAGCUCAGGGUUCGUCGCCGUCUGGCACCCGCCACGCGAUGCGUGUAUUUAUAUGAAAAGUUGUUCAUAAUUAUAUUUAAGCUUUAUAGCUAAACGCCAGUUUUAAAAAAUUGUCUUCUGCACGUGAACUAUUUCGUUGA
Messenger RNA from Bacillus rossius redtenbacheri, 1098 nucleotides. Its product is annotated as fatty acid-binding protein, muscle-like. Gene Ontology annotation, biological process: fatty acid transport. The transcript has 2 exons. Gene Ontology annotation, cellular component: nucleus; cytosol. Gene Ontology annotation, molecular function: fatty acid binding. Lineage: Eukaryota; Metazoa; Arthropoda; Insecta; Phasmatodea; Bacillidae. The record is from RefSeq and is a predicted model, not a curated record. Bases 16 to 600 code for a protein of 194 amino acids.